Molecule: messenger RNA, 1858 nt
Organism: Drosophila montana
Lineage: Eukaryota; Metazoa; Arthropoda; Insecta; Diptera; Drosophilidae
Product: transcription factor SPT20 homolog
Exons: 2
Coding region: 523-1584 (353 amino acids)
Source: RefSeq, a predicted model, not a curated record
UCAUUUGUUAGUUUUUAUGGAUUCUCGGUAGAAAAGCAGUUUCGAAAAAAAUUUUCAGAAUAAACUUAUUUGGUUUUAGUUUUUAGAUAUUUGAGUAACCCCUAAAUCUACACAGAGAGGACUUUUUACUUAAACUGAUCGGAGGUACAACUUUGGCACAUCUGUUGAGAAGUGGUUCACGUUGAUUUGAAUGAUGCCAAUAACGAAUUUUACAUAAACGGAGAAUACGGUGAUACGGCCCAGCAGACGACGAAUCAGCAGGCGGCAAACGCCAAGCAGCUUCAGCACCAGCAUCAGCAUCAGCAGGAGAUCUUCAUACAUAGCCGUACCUACGGACCGAAGCCUGCACUGAAUCGGAGCAGCAGCAGCAGCAACAACAGCUGCAACAACUGCAACAGUAGCAACAGCCUUUUUAGCUGCUGCAACAACAACAAUAACAAUAACAGCAACAGCAGCAGCAACAACAACAACAACAACAACAGAAAGUUUCAUCACAGCCGCAAGUCUGGCGGCGGCAUACAAAUGGCGUCGGGUCAUAUGGAGCGCAGCAGCGGCCAGAGCAUGAGCACCUCCGGCACUGGCCAACACGCCCACAAUCGCCAUCACAAUUAUACGAAUGGACAGGGACAGGCACAGGCACAGACACAAGUACAGGCACAGACACAGGUACAGGGCUACGGACACGGCGAUUCAUUGGGUACCAGCGGCAACAAUGGCCGCACCAGCAAUAACUCGGCAACUAGCAUUGGCGGCACCACUGGCAGCACUGGCAACAUGCCGCUCUUCUAUAGACACUGCUCCGAGUAUCAGCCGGGGCCGCAUGCCAAUCGGAAUCCCUCGGCAAGCGUUUACAAUGUGCGCUCCUGGUCCGGUUGGGAUCCGCAGCAACACCAGCAGCAGCUGCAGUUGGUCCAGCAUCAUCAGCUGGCACAGCAGCAGCUGGCGCAGCAGCAGCACCAUCUCGCACAGCAGCAACAGCAACAGCAGCAGCAACAGCAGCAACAGCAGCAGCAACAGCAGCAACAGCAGCAGCAACCAUUGGGCACGUCCUCGCAUUUCGAGAUGCAACCGCUGCAGACAUCGCGGUCGCAUCAACUGAAUGUGAGCGCACCCAGCUUUACGCCAGCCAGCGCCAGGGCUGUCGGUGGUGGCCUUACACCGGCACCGGGAAUAGCUCGACGCCCGCCGAUACCAUUGAUACCCAGCCAAUCGCAGCCGCAGCUGCAGACACAGUCGCAAUCACACUCCAGAAGCCAGUCGGAACGGAGCAACGGGCGACGCCAACAGUUACCGGAUCUAUUUCAAACGGUACUAAAGCUGAUGCGAGAGCUAAACCGUUCGGUCAGCUAUCCGGAGAUGAUUGGAAUGCUGUCGAUGCGGCUGCAGCGUUUGCCCGUCGAGCUGAAGCGUCAUAUACCGCACACACUACACGGGGCCGUUGCAAAUGGGUAUUUACGCAAGGAUGGCAAUUAUUAUACGCUUCUCUCGGAGCAGGAGCAGAAGGAGAUCAUGAAGCGCAACCAGGAGGCAGCCAAGCGCGCCAAGGAGCUAGAGAAGGAGCCGCUCUCGUGGCGCAUUCGUUAACCCAGACUUUCUUGCCACUCGUAACACUUGGCCGUUGCCAGGGAUUCGAAGUGUAGUUCAUAUCGUUGAUGUUUUUGUUCCCGCGUUACAUGCACACCCCCAUGAAUCCAACGAAUGUCAAAUUGUUCCACAUACAUAUACUACAUACCAAACGCUGGGCUGCUGCCGAAUGACAUUUGGGUAUUCCUCUGAAAUUUAAGUUAUUAUUUUUAACCAAUUUCAAUUGGCAAACCCUUCGUGUAAAAUAAAAAAAAAUUUAAGUUCGAUCCAAUAA